UUGUGCAUUUUCAAAUGAGCGUGCAGCGGUGAAGCUUUCUGAAACUUUCGAUAGUUGUCUUUGCAUUUGGCACGGGAUCUUUGACUUUGUUGUGUCAUGAUUUAGGUUUAUAUCGAGUGCUUUAGUGUGACUUUCGGUCUUAAACUGCGAAAUGGAUCCUUUAUUCAAUUCCACCGAUGUGCCAAAUUGGACCACCACCUCCAACGACACCAAUAACGGGACCAUAUACUGGAACCAGUUUGUCCAGCCAGUCUGGAGAAUCGUCCUCUGGGCCAUUGCGUACAGCUGUAUAGUUAUUGUGUCCGUGGUAGGUAAUGUUACAGUGAUCUGGAUUAUUAUGGCGCAUAAACGCAUGAGGACCGUCACCAACUACUUCCUGCUGAACCUGGCGUUCGCUGAAGCCUCCAUGUCCGCCUUCAACACGGUGAUCAACUUCACCUACGCCGUGCACAAUGAGUGGUACUUCGGACUGGUCUACUGCCGCUUCCACAACUUCUUUCCGAUCGCGGCUGUCUUUGCCAGCAUCUACUCAAUGACUGCCAUCGCUCUGGACAGGUACAUGGCCAUCAUCCACCCUCUGCAGCAGCGCAUGUCGUCCACCGAGACCAAAGUGGUGGUGGGUGUGAUCUGGGUGCUGGCUCUGCUCCUGGCCUUCCCCCAGUACUACUACUCCAACACGGACCAGCUCCCCGGCCGGGUGGUGUGUUACAUCGACUGGCCCGUAUACACCGUGUGCGACUUCAAAAAGAUGUACUAUGUGUGUGUGGCCAUCCUGAUCUACUUCCUUCCUCUGUUGGUGAUGGGUUGUGCUUAUCUGGUGGUGGGACUGACCCUCUGGGCCAGUGAGAUCCCCGGAGACUCUUCUGAUCGCUACAAGGAGCAGCUGACCGCCAAACGCAAGGUGGUGAAGAUGAUGAUCGUGGUGGUGUGUACGUUUGCCAUCUGCUGGCUGCCCUACCAUGUUUACUUCCUGCUGCACCAGUUCUUCCCUGAAAUGUUUGAGGAAAGGUUCAUCCAGCAGGUCUACCUGGCCAUCAUGUGGCUAGCCAUGAGCUCCACCAUGUACAACCCCAUCAUCUACUGCUGCCUCAACGACAGGUUUCGUGCUGGUUUUAAACAAGCCUUCCGCUGUUGCCCCUGCGUCCCUCAAGGCUCUUAUGAAGGCCUGGAACUCAAGUCUACACGCUACCUUCAGACCCAGACCAGCGUUUACAAGACCAGCCGGAUGGAGACCACUGUGUCGACUGUUCUCCAGGUUGGGGAUGACAUGGAGCAGCCCAAGGUCAAGGCAACAGCAGGUGCAGUGCCCAGUGGGGCUGCGGUCGCAGCCAGGCCACAUAGCUCCUCCCUGGACCUGACCUCGAAUGGGUCGUCAUCCUGGAGCGUCUCCAAAACGGUAUCAGAGACGUCUAGUUUCUACUCCAGUAACAACCUGCAGGAAUAGAUCUCGAACAGAGGCGGUGGUUUGCUGGACAGCAGGGAGAGAGUGUGAGUUGACUGUUCAGAUUGCUGCUUUUGCCUGCCUGUGUUCACACAAGUACAGUGUGAAAGUGUGAGUUUGUCUGCAAGUGACUGUGACUGAGUGUUUGAUGAAUACAUUUCCAGUGAGUUCACUAGAAAAAGUCACGUUAGAUCAUUUGCAUGUGAGACUAAAUCCCAGUUCACUGAGCACUGUCUUCACCCACGAUGCCCUCUGUAUAAAAUACUCAUGCUCCUCACGGUUAAUGAUCAUUAACUCAUUACAAAAGUUUGCUCUGUGCCAAAAAGUGACGGUGAACACUCCGACAGCAUGAGCACACUGAGGUUCAAAAGCUAGACUGAAGCAGACGCUAGCACCUCCAAGCUUCACAGCUUCUGCUUGUCACACCAGCCCUCUCUCAGCGCAGAGCGAAGGUUCACACAUCCUCAAUCGCACAAGCUGUGUGACUUCACACAAUCUAUU
Toxotes jaculatrix (banded archerfish) is the source of this 1942-nucleotide messenger RNA. RefSeq names its product tachykinin receptor 1a (gene tacr1a). The transcript has 5 exons. Gene Ontology annotation, cellular component: plasma membrane; sperm midpiece. The coding region runs from base 152 to 1444 and encodes 430 amino acids. Gene Ontology annotation, molecular function: substance P receptor activity. NCBI's taxonomy places the organism in Eukaryota, Metazoa, Chordata, Actinopteri, Toxotidae. The record is from RefSeq and is a predicted model, not a curated record. Gene Ontology annotation, biological process: positive regulation of flagellated sperm motility; G protein-coupled receptor signaling pathway.